Psammomys obesus (fat sand rat) is the source of this 3187-nucleotide messenger RNA. RefSeq names its product protein-glucosylgalactosylhydroxylysine glucosidase (gene Pgghg). The transcript has 14 exons. Gene Ontology annotation, molecular function: catalytic activity. Gene Ontology annotation, biological process: carbohydrate metabolic process. NCBI's taxonomy places the organism in Eukaryota, Metazoa, Chordata, Mammalia, Rodentia, Muridae. The coding region runs from base 124 to 2232 and encodes 702 amino acids. The record is from RefSeq and is a predicted model, not a curated record.
CGGGCAAGAGCCUAUUUACGCGGGCCCCGCACUGUCCGGAGCUGGGCUGCGCCUGCAGAGGGAAGUCCAGCCAAUCACUGUCAACUCGCCUGCUCCAGGCCACCUGGACUGAGACAGCUCUCCAUGGACGACUCUAAAGAUGACCCGACCAUCUUCAGCACCCACCGUCUGCCCAGUGACUCCAGGCUCUGGGCCACUGUAACCAACUCAUACCUAGGUACACGUGUGUAUCAUGACACCAUACAUGUAAUCGGUGUGUACAACGGAGCUGGAGGGGGCUCUCACCGGGCAAUUCUGCCCAGCCCCCUCAAUGUCCGGUUAGAAGCCCCUGAAGGAACAGAACAGCUGACAGAGACCUUUACCCUGGACACCAACACAGGUUCCUUCCUGCACACCCUGGAAGGCCCCAGCUUCCGGGCUUCCCAAUGCAUCUAUGCUCACCGUGUGUUACCCCACGUACUGGCCUUCAGCGUGUCCAUUGAACGCCUGACCACAGGGAACAAGCCCAUCACAGUGCUGCUACAGGCAACCUUCUCCCCAGAAAGCCCAGACCUGGACCUGCAUGUGGGGCCUGACUUCCAGGGAGGCCGGUACCUGCAUGGCCACACCCUCACCCCUGAGCAGCCAGGGGAGCCUCAGCAGGAAAUACAUAUGCUGUGGUUGCCAGUUCCUCCAGCUCUGACCCUUGGGGAAGAUGAGAAGGACAGGACCUGGGACUUUCUGACUGUGGUGGGUGGCAGCCAGGCUGAGGCCCAGGGAUGCUUUGCUGAGGCCCUGCAGCUGCAGACCAGGGGUGUUCUGCAUACGGCCCAUGCAGAUGCCUGGGCCCAGCUCUGGGCAAGCUGUGGCCUGGAUGUGGCUGGGCCCCUGCCCCUACACCAGGCCCUUCGUGGCUCCCUCUACUACCUGCUCAGUGAGCUUCCCCAGCCUGGCACCCAAGGAUUCAUCAGCCAUGGGCUUAGCCCUGGAGGCCUCUCCAAUGGGAGUCAGGAAGAAUGCUACUGGGGCCAUGUCUUCUGGGACCAGGACCUCUGGAUGUUCCCAAAUAUUUUGAUGUUCCACCCAGAAGCUGCCAGGGCCAUCCUGGAGUACCGAGUCCGUACGUUGGGAGGGGCCCUGAAGAAUGCCCGGAACCUGGGCUACCGGGGAGCCAAGUUUGCUUGGGAGAGUGCAAGCACUGGCCUAGAGGUCUGCCCUGAGGACAUUUACGGGACCCAGGAGAUCCAUGUCAAUGGCGCCGUGGUGCUGGCCUUCCAGCUGUACUACCACUGCACUCAGGACCUGCAGCUCUUCCGAGAGGCUGGUGGCUGGAAUGUGGUCAGUGCUGUGGCUGAGUUUUGGUGCAGCCGGGUAGAAUGGAGCCCCCAGGACAAGAUGUACCACCUGAAAGGAGUCAUGCCCCCCGAUGAGUACCACUCAGGAGUCAACAAUUCUGUGUACACCAAUGUCCUGGUCCAGAACAGCCUGCGCUUUGCCGUUGCAUUGGCCAAGGACUUGGGUUUGCCUGUCCCCAACCAGUGGCUGGAGGUGGCUGACAAGAUCAAGGUGCCAUUUGACUCUGAGCAGAACUUCCACCCCGAGUUUGAUGGCUAUGAACGUGGAGAAGAAGUGAAGCAGGCGGACGUUGUACUCCUGGGAUACCCAGUCCCCUUUCCCCUGAGACCUGACAUCCGAAGGAAAAAUUUGGAGAUUUAUGAGGCCGUGACAUCUCCCCAGGGCCCUGCCAUGACCUGGAGCAUGUUUGCUGUGGGCUGGAUGGAACUGAAGGACCCCUCAAAGGCCCAGGUCCUCCUGAACCGGAGUUUCACCAAUGUUACCGAGCCCUUCAAGGUGUGGACCGAGAAUGAAGAUGGGUCUGGCGCAGUGAACUUCCUGACAGGCAUGGGGGGCUUCCUACAGGCAGCACUCUUCGGGUUCACGGGGUUCAGGAUCACUGAGGCAGGUGUGACCUUUGACCCCCUGUGUCCAGACCUGGUCUCCAGAGUAUCUGUCUCUGGUAUUUCCUACCUGGGGAACAAGCUCAACUUCGCCUUUUCCAAGGAAUCGGUGACACUUGAGGUCACAACCCGUGCAGAGCCCUGGGCGCCCCUGCUAGAAGCUGAGCUGUGGCCAUCGCUGGCCCAGCUCCCUCUGCCACCAGGACACAAGGUCUCCUUUCCCUACUCAGCUGGCCGGAUACAAAGGUCAUCCCCCAUAGCUGCCCAGAAGUUCCAGCUCUCCAGUGUUUCCUGAUAGGAGUUUUGACAUUAGAACUUCCUUUCAGUACCUGGGCCCUCAGCUGCAUCUCCAACCCCACAGUCUCUCAAUCUGGAUCCUACCCUGAACCGUUAAGUCUCUGGGGUGUUCCUUCGGCACCUUCCCCCUCCUCCUUACUCUCCUCACCCUCUCCAGUCCUGGACCGUGUAGUUAGAGCCUCAUACACUCUUCGUUUUGGGGCUGAACCCAGCUCUCUACUCCUUAUCUCCCCACUUUGCUGUCUCCCUAGGCCUUAACUUUCUUUUUCAUCUCUGGUUUCUGGAAUACUUUGGUCAAAGGACUGGGUGGGAAAUGGCCAGCAGCUCUGCUGAGAAGGUGGCCAGCAAGUGGGUCAUGGAGUCAGGGGCUCAGCUAGUCCAAAGAAGAGCUUCCUGUGGCAUGCAUUUGGUACCAGGUGGGCCUAGCCAAGUGCCCAAGGGUUUCUGGCUUUGAACUUCCUAUUCUUUGACUCCUUUUGACUUCAGAUGGUAUCUAGCAAAGUGGGCUAGGUUAAGAGCUAUCCUUAACCAUGCAGCCUGUGAGAAGGAAGGCAGUGCUCUCAAAGGACAAGGUAGAUGGACAUGGGACUGGCGACCAGAGGAACUGGAGUCAGAUGGACAGGGUUCCAGGCCAUAGUCCUAGCCAUCGGUGUGGCGAGGCUACGCAGGCUUCCCUCCUGGUAGACUAUCAGUGUUUCCCCAGAACAAGGUGCACAGCGUAGGACCAAGAUCCUGGUAAAAUCUGUGCCCCUCUACCACGCCAACUUGGCUAAUUAAAGUCAGUGCUGGCAAAAGCUCCUGAGGUCAGGGUGUGUGCUGGAUUCAUGUCCCUUUGCACCUGGGGCUGAGUGGUGAUUUCAAAGCUCAGGGGCAAGGCGGGGCGCCUCCACCUUCUUUAUGGUGGGCCAGGAGCUACCCUGGCAGAAGUGGAUGCUCAUAUGUUACCCAAAAAC